Diutina rugosa is the source of this 1356-nucleotide messenger RNA. RefSeq names its product glucose N-acetyltransferase. The record is from RefSeq and is a predicted model, not a curated record. Bases 1 to 1356 code for a protein of 451 amino acids. The transcript has a single exon. Gene Ontology annotation, molecular function: glycosyltransferase activity. NCBI's taxonomy places the organism in Eukaryota, Fungi, Ascomycota, Pichiomycetes, Serinales, Debaryomycetaceae.
AUGAAGAACCUACUGUGGUGGUCCCGCAAUUGGGAAUUUAAGUUAGGUAUAGCCAUCGCUGCCUACUUUCUCCUCCAAUAUUUUGUCCUUGACAGUCUUCAACACCAUGACGCUGAGUUAGCGUCUCAUUUGAGAGUGAUCCCCCCCGCCUACCUUGAUCAGUGGCAACACAUCAAUCCUGUCCUGCCGGGUUCCAAAGUCGCCUACGUUCAAUACGCCACGACUUAUGGUCACAUUAACUUGGCCGUGAUUAAUGGUAUUGAGUUGAGAAAGGCCGGUACGGUAGCUGACGUGGUGGUGGUGUUUGAUCAAAGACUUCGUCAUUUUAAUCAUGAGCAAUGGAACCGCUUAUUGACAUUAGCCCGAGACCAUAGCAUCACCCUUAAGCCAGUGGACACUAUAAGAGCAGACGUGGCCGAAGAUGUAUGGCAGAACCUGUUCACCAAGCUCUAUGCGUUCAAUAUGACGGAGUAUGAUCGAGUGGUUUACUUUGAUGGUGACUCAAUGUUGAUGAAGGGACACCUUGAUGAGCUCUUUUCCAUUCCUGAAGAGAUCGAAUUUGCUCUGCCUCAUGCUUAUUGGCACAAUCAUGUGUUGGAAAAGUAUCACGAAAAGGAAGGCUUAGGACACGAACCGAGCCGACCCAAUGUGGAUAUUCCUGUUCUUGCUGAUUACAUUCGCAAAACUACUGAUCGGGCUCAGCUUUUGAAGGGCACUGAUGCUGAUUGGAAUCUUCUUCCCCCUCUCUUUUACGACGACAACAAGUAUGGUAACCGCCUCGACUUUUUUGGCACUCACAUAAUGGUGAUUACCCCCAAUACUAAGAGAUUCAAUGAUCUAUUACGCUAUGUCAGUACUCCUUGGUGGUGGAAGUUUACCAAACCUGAGCUCAGCCAUAAACGUAAUGAAUAUGACAUGGAAGUGAUCAAUAAGUACAUGGAUCAACAACUUCGUCAUGGUGCUGACUUCAAAAUGGCAAUUCUCCCGCAUACAGUGUACGGGGUACUCACGGGUGAGUUCUUGGAAGAGUAUCAUCGGCGGUUUGUGGUACCUCCUCAAUACACCCCCUUCAUCACCAAGGAGCUGAACGAAGAGUGGGAUGCAACUGACGCUUUGAUGAACGUCAAGCUCAUACACUUCAGUGAUGCUCCGAUCCCUAAACCAUGGGAAACCUACAACGACCAAAUGCCCUACAACACUAAGCGAACGUUCUGUAUGUUUGACUAUGAUGAGGCUGAGUUCAACUCUAAGUAUCCUGUGUUUAAGCCUCGGAUCACCGACGACUGUGAGUCGGUGGAGGCGUGGGAGGGUAUCCGCGAACGCUUUUCCAAGCAAAUGACUAAUUGGGUAGUCUAG